This is a messenger RNA of Jaminaea rosea, 1594 nucleotides long. RefSeq lists its product as hypothetical. The transcript is spliced from 4 exons. Lineage: Eukaryota; Fungi; Basidiomycota; Exobasidiomycetes; Microstromatales. Gene Ontology annotation, biological process: telomere maintenance; DNA repair. The record is from RefSeq and is a predicted model, not a curated record. Bases 45 to 1337 code for a protein of 430 amino acids. Gene Ontology annotation, molecular function: DNA helicase activity; ATP hydrolysis activity.
UUUCGAACCAACACCGGGUGUAUUCCUCAUCAUCAUCAUCACGGAUGUCGGCCAGCAUACAGCCUCGCUCGGGGCUCAAUGCGCUCAAGAGGUCAUGGUCAGGUAGCUCGCAUGAUCUUGGGGACGACGGGCGAGACGAUGAUGUCAAGGUGGCGCCAACCAAGGCUCAGAGAAAGCUCGACGAACGGGCCCGCGAACGCACCUCGACGAGUAGCAGCCAAACCGAGUAUAUCGAAGGUUGGGAGCCGACACCACCUGAAAAGCAGAGAGCUGCUCGUCAGAUGCUCUACGAUAUCGAUGGGAACGCUCGACGAGGGCAUGGCUAUCCCAACGCUCUGAAGCCCAUGAAACCUGAUCCUUUCCCUUCUGAGAAGCCCUUUCCAUCCCAGCAUUCAUCCUCAUCAUCACAGCUCUCUGGCGUGCGAGUCUCUGGCCUGUCUCGUGGCCUCGCUCGCUCUCCAAGCUUCAACGAAUCUCGUCACUCGGAUUCCCCUCCGUCCCCUCCCAAGCCAAGUAAGGGCAGCAGCAUGGCAGAACGCAGUAUCUCAUCAGCAUCUUCCACCUCUGAAGCCGCAAAGACUCGCCAGCUUCCGGCAGACUUUGCUGCACCCCAGUUUAGACCUGCCUCCAAGGCCGAGCUCCUCGCCCAGCGUCAACGCAAGGAAAUCGAGCGACAGCAGGCAGAGAGUGGCUCGUCAAAGACUGUCUCCAAGGAGGAGAAGGACGUCACGGUACCAAGCAUGUUCAUGCUGAGCCAACAGCAGCGCUACGUCCACGACCUCGUCUGCCAACAGGGUAAGAGCGUCUUUUUCACCGGGUCGGCAGGUACGGGCAAGUCAGUCCUACUCCGCGAGAUCAUCAAGGUCCUCAAAAAAAAGUACGAGAAGAGACAAGACUGUGUCGCUGUCACUGCAUCGACGGGCAUUGCGGCGUGCAACAUAGGCGGUGUAACGCUGCAUAGCUUUGCAGGCAUUGGCUUGGGACUGGAGGAUGUGCCUACGCUCGUACGCAAGAUUCGCCGCAAUCGAAAGGCGGUGGGGAGGUGGGCGAGGACCCAAGUCCUCAUCAUUGACGAAGGUGAUCUCUAUGGUAGAACCCGACCUUCUCGACAAGCUCGAUGGCGUAGCUCGUGCCCUGCGCAAGACGCCCAGCAAGCCAUUUGGCGGUAUCCAGAUCAUCAUCACAGGCGACUUCUUCCAGCUGCCUCCAGUCAUGAAGAAUACAGGCACGCGCUUCGCUUUCGAGGCAAAGAUGUGGGACGAGGCGCUCUCUCACAAGGUCAACUUGACGCAGGUCUUCCGUCAGAAAGAUCAGACUUUCGUCAGGAUGCUCAAUGAGAUGCGCAUGGGGACCUUGAGCAAGGACUCGGUCGAGCGCUUCCGCAGCCUCAAUCGCCCUCCAAAGGCAGCCCUCGACGUCACGCCCACCGAACUGUUCCCGCAUCGUGAAGACGUCGACAAGGCGAACAAGGAGCGACUCAUCCAGAUCAAGGGCUUCGGGCAGAGCUACGAGGCCCGCGACACUGGUCAAUUGCCCCCUGACCAGCUCGAGAAGGUCCUUUCGCAGUUCAUGGCGCCGCCCAAAAUCUUCCUCA